AUGGCACUUGAACUUGGCGGUGAGCCUGUUUCGACAACGCCUGCCGAUCCCGCAGAGGAGCGAUUCGUCUUUACAACGAUUCGAUAUGAUCCACAGCUAGUUCAAUCCGCCGAGAACACCGCUGUCUCCUGCAACAAGCCAUGUCCGUUCUACAUGUUUGAGCAUCACUACACCCGCAUGCAGGUUGCCAAAUGGAAUCUCGCCUCCUGGGCAGACGAUUCAACUUCCGAAUCAUCUCCACGUUCCGCAGAAGACAAAGAGCUCCUCCGCAAGAGCCCCGGUAGUCCAGCUGAGCUUCUCCAUGGCCUGCUUUCAGCGGUUGAGACCUGGAAGAAGACAUAUCCCACCGUCGAGCCGGAAUCGCUCCGCGUCAAACUACGGUUAUACACGAACGGACAAAUCCGCACGGAGAUCUUCAAUCCCAUCCCGCGCUUGCCCCUGUCGACAUUAUUCCCAGCCACGCUCGGCACGCCAGCCGAGCAUCGCGACAGCGGCAAAAUCGAAUGGACCAUCUCCCUCGAUGCCAAUCCCACAGAGCCUACGGAGUCCACCAUCAUCAAAACCUAUGAUCGCUCCGCAUAUGACCGCGCCCGCGCCUCUGCUGGCAUAACAUCCUUUGCCGAGCCCCGCGAGGUCCUUCUAUACACGGCCUCCGGGCUGGUCCUGGACGGGUCCCUCUCGACGCCGUAUAUCUACCGGGGCGGGAGAUGGGUCACUCCGAUGUCGAGCACAGGCGGACAGCAAGGAUGCACGCGGCGGUGGGCGUUGAUGAAGAACCUUUGUGUGGAGGGAGAUGUGGAGGCGCAGAGUCUGGUGCAGGGAGAAGUCGUGUUCAUGAGCAAUGCGAUCAAGGGCUUCUUUCCUACGAUCUAUCAGGCACCCAAGAAAUGA
Messenger RNA from Dissoconium aciculare CBS 342.82, 891 nucleotides. RefSeq lists its product as uncharacterized. The transcript has a single exon. Lineage: Eukaryota; Fungi; Ascomycota; Dothideomycetes; Mycosphaerellales; Dissoconiaceae. Gene Ontology annotation, molecular function: catalytic activity. The coding region runs from base 1 to 891 and encodes 296 amino acids. The record is from RefSeq and is a predicted model, not a curated record.